This is a messenger RNA of Peromyscus maniculatus bairdii (prairie deer mouse), 1259 nucleotides long. RefSeq names its product olfactory receptor 5W2-like. Gene Ontology annotation, biological process: G protein-coupled receptor signaling pathway. The record is from RefSeq and is a predicted model, not a curated record. Gene Ontology annotation, molecular function: G protein-coupled receptor activity; olfactory receptor activity. Lineage: Eukaryota; Metazoa; Chordata; Mammalia; Rodentia; Cricetidae. Gene Ontology annotation, cellular component: membrane.
AUAGUUCAUAGAUGCUUCUCAGUUUCUCAACUGUCUAUCUCCGAUGAUGCCGUUAUUUGUUAUUAGCAAAUAGGUUAAAAAUGGUUAUAAGAAAGAAACAGCACUCUGACAUUUUUAUGCUAUAAAAUAGAUGAGAAAUGAUUGAAUUGUAUUCUACCUCAUAAAUACUUUGUUGAUAUCUAGAAGUUAAAUUGCGUUUGUAAUUUUUUUCUAGUUAUUUCCUCACAAGCAUAGAGAGGAAGAAAGAAUGGAUACAGGAAAUUGCUCAUUGACUGAAUUUAUUCUUGUGGGAGUUACCAAUAAUGCUGAAAUGAAAGGGACAUUUUUUGCCGUAUUUCUACCCAUCUAUCUCAUCAAUCUUUUGGGGAAUCUUGGUAUGAUAAUUUUGAUCAGAAUUGAUUCACAGCUCCACACACCUAUGUAUUUUUUCCUGAGCCACCUCUCUUUCUGUGAUCUCUGCUAUUCCACAGCAAUUGGCCCCAAGAUGCUGGUAGAUAUAUUUGGCAAGAACAAGUCAAUUCCCUUCUGGGGCUGUGCUAUUCAGUUCUUCAUUUCCUGCACCUUUGCAGAUUCUGAGUGUGUACUGCUGGCAGUGAUGGCCUAUGAUAGGUACCAGGCCAUUAGCAACCCCUUGCUCUACACAGUGAACAUGUCGAACAGGUUGUGUUCCAUGCUCAUGGCUGGGGUUUACCUGGUGGGAACAUCUGAUGCUUUGAUACAUACAACUUUGGCAUUCCGUUUAUGUUUCUGUGGAUCCAAUGAAAUCAACCAUUUCUUCUGUGAUUUACCUCCACUUUACCUUCUUUCCUGCUCAGAUACUCAAAUAAAUGAGUUGGCAUUAUUCACUAUUUAUGGUUUCCUUGAACUGAGCACCAUAUCAGGAGUCCUUGUUUCUUACUGUUAUAUCAUCUCAUCAGUCUUAAAAAUCCACUCUGCUGAGGGGAGGUUCAAAGCUUUCUCCACCUGCACCUCACACUUGACCGCAGUUGCUAUUUUUCAAGGAACUCUACUCUUCACAUAUUUUCGUCCAAGUUCUUCUUAUUCCCUUGAUCAAGACAAGAUGACUUCUCUAUUUUACACUCUUGUAAUUCCCAUGCUGAACCCACUGAUUUACAGCCUGAGAAACAAGGAUGUAAAAGAAGCUUUGAAGAAAAUUAAAAUAAAUAGAUGGUUUUAAAUAUUUCUUCAGAAUCAUCACCACAUUUCUUCAUUCACAUGCAGUUUUAGCUAUUCGCCAUGUUUUCCAGGCUGGCUUUGAA